This is a messenger RNA of Sphaeramia orbicularis (orbiculate cardinalfish), 1400 nucleotides long. Its product is annotated as achaete-scute homolog 5-like. The coding region runs from base 149 to 658 and encodes 169 amino acids. Gene Ontology annotation, molecular function: DNA-binding transcription factor activity, RNA polymerase II-specific; protein dimerization activity; RNA polymerase II transcription regulatory region sequence-specific DNA binding. Lineage: Eukaryota; Metazoa; Chordata; Actinopteri; Kurtiformes; Apogonidae. The record is from RefSeq and is a predicted model, not a curated record. Gene Ontology annotation, biological process: developmental process; regulation of transcription by RNA polymerase II. The transcript is spliced from 2 exons.
CAGAGGAGAGGAAACGGGACGACGGACAGACAACAGACAGACGAACGGACAGAUCUGCAGGACUCUGCUGAUGAUGACCCGUCCCUUUGUCGUCUCUCAGGCCACGUAUUGAUCAGCAGGUCAGAGGUCAAAGGUCAGGGGUCACAGGAUGAGCUCCACCUUCUCUUCGUCAUUCUUCGGUCCUGGUGGUCUGAGGUUUGGUCUGGCGCCCUCCAGCGGACACUGUGAGGACCAUGGCGCGGCGCAACCUUCGGACCCAGUGUCGGGGCCGGUCCCGUUCCUCCUGUACCCUCCCCCUGUGGACAGGGCCAAUCUGGGAGGGUUCUACAAAGGCCCUCUCCUGCCCUACCUGCCCCCCUUCCACCACCACGGACACUUCAGUGUCUACGAGUGUCCCUUUGAGCCCGCCUUCAUCCAGAAGAGGAAUGAGCGCGAGCGCCAGCGGGUCAAGUGCGUGAACCAGGGCUACGCUAAACUGCGGGACCACCUGCCGGGUCACAGCGCCGACAAGAGGCUGAGCAAGGUGGAGACUCUGCGGGCCGCCAUCCGGUACAUCAAGUACCUGCAGGGACUGGUGGAGCCCGAGGACGGAUCUGGGGGGGGACAGAGACCCGGGUCCACAUCUCCAGGUCCGGACUCUGAGGGCUUCACCUGUUAGAGAAGAAAACACUAAGACCCAGGUCCACUGGGUCCAUGUGUCCUAGUCCAACAGGGGACAGAGACCCAGGUCCACAUCCCCUGGUCAGGAGGACAGAGACCUUGGUCCACGUCUCCUGGUCCAAUGGGGGACAGAGACCCGGGUCCUCGUCUCCUGGUCUGAUGGGAGACAGAGACCCGGGUACACGUCUGCUGGGCUGAUGGGGGACAGAGACCCGGGUCCUCGUCUCCUGGUCUGAUGGGAGACAGAGACCCGGGUCCACGCCUCCUGGUCCGAUGGGGGACAGAGACCAUGGACAUAAACACAUUUAAAACUCAAAUCCACUUCACAUCCUGUUUUUUCUGAUCAUGAAUUCAUAAAUCUUACAUCUGUGAAUGUUUUUAAUAUUUUGUUUCUCACUGUUAGUUUUAUUACUUCAAACAUUUGUUAUAAACUUGUGACUUUAUGUUUGUUUGUUUGUUUGUUUUUUAUCAUUUAGCUGGCAUCAGGCAUCACCCUGUGAUCAAAUUUACUAUAUAGAUAUUCUCAAUAUCUGAUACAAUAAAUAAUAAAACAACACAGCAUUAAAACUAGGACAUAAAAAGAAAAAUCCAUCUGAAACACUGCAUCAUAAACAAGUGAAGAAUAUUUAUCGUUAAGCAAAAAUUCAGUUAAAUAAAGCCUGAAUGAAUCUGGAAAAUAAUGUAAAAAUACAACAAACUAAACCCUAAAGGGGUCAUUUUUGCUAAACCCACUUUUAUUA